CCGGAUUACGUACACUCGAUACGCAUCGUAUCCGCCAUGUUUACCGUAGGGAGUGAUUACAAAACCUCUUUCCCUACGUUGUCGAUGCGAGUCAACUCGAAGGCACUGCUCGAUACCUACGACCCUGUCGAGUUGCCAACUCGAACUAUCUAUCUCUCUCUGAUAGAUCGCUGAUCUCCUAUAACGCUUUCUCUCUUGCCGGUCCAAGUAUAAAAAUUAAGAAAAGUGAAUACAUAAUGACAUAACCUACUUACUUCAUACUUUGAUUUUUUCAAUUUAAAAAUAAUGUAAAUCGUUAAUCAAACGAUAUUUAGAUUAUACGGUUUUGAUAAUAAUUCUCAUGUUUUGAACAUUAAAAAAAUAUAUUGUUUAAAUCUCCCAGUGAGGUGUUAUUACACUCAUUACACGGACAGAAGUUCUCUACUUUAAAAAUAUGUGAAGGAAAGCUCUGAGACAGAAUUCGAUGAAGUGAAUAGGUAGUUAGCAGUGACCAUUACGACCUUUAGUAAUAUUUUUAUAUAACGUAUCCCAUCUUUCCCUGGCCAUUUAAUCUUUAAUAACGGUAAAAAAUCAUAAUUAAUCUCAAAUUCUACUCAAGUUCGAAAAUCAUAUAUUUUUAUAUCUAGGUACACGUUAUCACUGUACCAUCCUUAGAAUAUAAAAUAAACGUUUAUAACAAUUAAAUAUGUAAUAAAAACUUUAUUUUAUAUUCUAUUGUAAUAAUUAUUGAGGUUAAUGAGAGAAAUUCCUUGGCAUAUAACGUGCACAUCAUUCCAUUUGUUCGAAAUAUUAUCCCGUAGGUUCAAAAAUACGAAAAUUGCCGAUGAUUUUCUGACAGUCUACUCGAACCCAGUUCGUAAUCACUUUUUGGCUUCGAUGCGUAUUCGCAUCGAGUUUGCCUACGGUUCGUUUUGCGAUCUCGCAUCGAGUGUUCGUAAUCCCGCUGCUGGACAUUUAAUUCUCUCCCCGUAUCGACUCGCUUGACUUUGACCUUGUAAAUUGUAAGUUGACACUGACUGACAGUUCAUUCAAGAAAGCAUUUCAAAGCUUAUUUUUAUUCAUAGAUAAAUAAGGGUGUUAUUUUAUUCAUGUUGUUUUUUGCUUAUUUUCAAUAUUUCUAUUCGGUUGAUUUGUUAGUUAUGGAAAUUGAAGACAAGUUUUUGAACAUGACCAAAGAUCUAUACAUACUCAGCUAUCCACAUCAACACAUUUUGUGGACUUGAAGAAUGAACCAGUAGAGGAUAAGUCAGCAAUGGAACUCCAACUCAAAAUUGAGGAAGAGUUUGUUGAUCAUAAAGAGAUGAAGUAUGAACCAGAAGAAGAAGAUAGCUCAGUACUUAUUAGCUAUGGAAAUAAAAGUUGAAACUAAGGAAGAGUUUGCUGGAGAUGUGGAAGGAUGUAUAGAACCUCAUCUGAUUACGUCCCUAGAUCUUAAAAACCUGAAUAAUGAACAGUGUGAAGAUAACUUAGGUCUUUCUUACAAGAAGAACCGAACGGAAAUUAAGAAAAUUUUACCUGAAGAUUCAUUUAACAAAAACCAAAUAAGUCCAAACUCCGAAGAAGUACCAAUAAAUUUCAAUGAAUAUGUGAACAUCGAGACUGGAGAAGGACUGGAGAAGAACAAAUGUGAAAUUUGUUUUAAGCAGCUUGCCCAUAGAAAGUCAUUAAAUAGUCACAUGAAAAUUCAUACAGGAGAAAAAUCGUAUCAGUGUGAAAUUUGUUUUGAGCAAUUUUCUUAUAAAAGUAGUUUGACAUCUCAUUCCAGAAUUCAUACAGGAAAAAAACCGUAUCCGUGUGAAAUCUGUUUCAAAUCGUAUACUCGGGAAUACGAUUUGAAAGUACAUUCGAGAGUGCACACUGGAGAAAAGCAUUAUAAGUGUGAAAUUUGUUUUAAACGGUUUGACCACAGAAAUACAUUAAAUAGUCACAUGUCAAUUCACACUGGGGAAAAACCUUACGAGUGUGAAAUUUGUUUUAAGAAAUUUAGUCAAGCAAGUAGUUUAAAAAGACAUUUAAGAGUGCACACUGGAGAAAAGCCUCACAAGUGUGAAAUUUGUUUUAAACAGUUUAGUCAAGCAGCUAAUUUGAAAGGACAUUUGAGAUUGCACACUGGAGAAACGCCUUACAAGUGUGAAAUUUGUUUCAAACAGUUUGCCAAUAGAAAUUCAUUAAAUAGUCACAUUAAAUUUCACACAGGAGAAAAACCGUAUCAGUGUGAAAUUUGUUCAAAGCAAUUUAGUCAAGCAGGUCAUUUGAAAGAACAUUUGAGACUACAUACUGGAGAAAAACCUCACACAUGUGCAGUUUGUUUUAAGCAAUUUUCUCAAGUAAGUUAUUUGAAACAACAUAUGAGAUUGCAUACUGGAGAAAAGCCAUAUCAGUGUAAAAUUUGUUUCAAAUCGUAUAUUCGAAAAUCUUAUUUGAAUAUACAUUUGAGAGUGCACACUAGAGACAAGCCUCACAAUUGUGAAAUUUGUUUUAAGCAGUUUAUUACAGCAAGUGCGUUGAAAGUACAUUUGAGAGUACACACUGGAGGAAAACAUCACAAGUGUGAAAUUUGUUUUAUGCAGUUUUCUCAAUCAAAUAAUUUAAAACGACAUAUGAGAGUGCACACUGGGGAAAAAGCUUAAGAGCAAGGACAUACCAGGCGGCGCGCGUCGAAUCGACGUCGAGGCAGCGUAAAACACAUGGCGCGGUAUAACAGCGGCAGCUAUGCUACGAUUUAAAGUAUUUGUAUUUCGUUGUUGCCAAAUUUAGUCGCGUGUUGGCUGCUGUACGAUACGAUGUCUGAAAGUUAUGACGAUGUGUCUUUUGUAAUAAAUACAAGUUUAUUUUACCUUAGAUUAAAGAAAAAAAGAAACGCAGAUAUUGGAUACAUCCCAUCAUAAAGGAACGAAAUUAUAAGGGAUUUUUACACAUUAAAUUAACGAAAUUAAAAUAAUAAAGGCCCAGAGAUGUUUUUUCAUUUUACAAGAAUGUCUAAAAAAUCUUUUCAGGAGUUAUUAGUGAGUAUUAAAGAGCCGUGUUCAAAAAAUAACACCGUUAUGAGGGAAAGCAUAUCGCCCAAGAAAAACUAUUUAUAACGCUAAGAGGCUGUCCAUUCUAUGGUACGCCACUGAGCAAAUACAGGUGUUACAUUGAUGCCCCUCUAUUAUACCUAGUGUGACCAACGCCUAUUCAGUCAAAUUCGGGACACGGCUGAAAAAAAUACCUGAAAUCCGGGACUUUUCGGAAAUCGGGCCAUUUUUUUUAAUAUAGAACUUUCAUAAUAUCAUUUUAUUUAUUAAACAUUUUUAUGUUGAAAAUGAUAUUUUUAAUGGGGUUAAGCCACAAAAAUUGUAACAGGUAAAAUACAGAAAGGAAAAAAAAGUUCACAGUUUGAGAUUUUGUAGAACUAUGAUACCAAAUACCACGAUAUGCAGCGUUUUGGAUGUGGUAUUAAUAUUCUUCAGCCUUUAGAAAUCCAACUUUGGACAUAUGCCUCCCCCAAUUCAAUCCCGUGUUGUCUAUUUUGCGCCACGUGUUUUAAGUUCUGCCCUCUUCCUUUGCUUCUUCUUCCUGACCACGGUCUCCAUUGUUGUAUUUCAUGAUUCCAUCUUUUAUCCUUCAGUCGGGCAUUGUGUCCUGCGAAGCUCUAUUUUAGUUUGGCAGCAUGUUCUCCUGCGUCUUUUAUUUUGGUUUUGUUUCUAAUCCAUUUAUUUGUUUUUUUCUUAUCUAUAACCGUCACCCCGAGCAUUGAUCUUAAUAUUACACUCUCGAAAUUGUCGACUUUUUUUCGUCCUACCAAUUCAGUUUGAUAUGAAUUCUUAGAAGAAUAUUCAAAAUUUCAAAAUAGAAUUUUACCAAAACAUUGAAAAUUCGGAUCGCCCGGAAGCCUGGUCCGGGACGCCGGGACACGACUUCGUAAUUCGGGCCAUGUCCCGGAUUUUUCGGGCUAGUUGGUCACACUAAUUAUACCCCAUCUAUUGGGAAAUAGUGAUGUUUCACAAAUUAAUAUUAACAAAAAAAUCAUUCAAAUUAAAGCCAAAGUACGUAUCGAGAAAGACGAAAACCAGAAUAUACAAAACCGUAAUAAGAGCAACAGUCACCUACGGAUGUGAGACAUGGGUGCUAAAUAAAACAGAAGAAAAAAUGAUAUAGAGUUGAGAACGGAACGUACUAAGAGCUAUUUUCAGGGGAAAGAAUACAGAUACAGAAGACGGCUGGCAUAGAAGCACCAAUCAAGAAUUAAGGAUGCUUUACAAGGAACCAAGUGUAACAAGAUACACAAAGCCAUAAAGAAUCAGGUGGGCAGGUCAUGUCGAGGGGAUGGAUAAGGAAAUAAUGCCAAAGAUGGUACUGCACAGAAGACCAUUUUGGACUAGGAGACGAGGUAGACCAAGAAAAACACGGCAAGAAAGUUUCAGGAAGGUAUAGUAUCGAUGGAAAUUACACACUGGAAAGAGGAGGUGAGGAUAUAGUGGAGAACCAUAGUUCAGUAAUGUUUACAUAGACAUCAAAUAAAAUUAUAUAUAAAUUAUUAGCAUAAACUGUAUUAUCUAAAAUUGUAAAUACAAGGCCUAUAGAGCAUAAUAAAUAAAAUAAUAAAUAA
Messenger RNA from Diabrotica virgifera virgifera (western corn rootworm), 4591 nucleotides. Its product is annotated as zinc finger protein 664-like. The transcript has 4 exons. Lineage: Eukaryota; Metazoa; Arthropoda; Insecta; Coleoptera; Chrysomelidae. Bases 1308 to 2630 code for a protein of 440 amino acids. The record is from RefSeq and is a predicted model, not a curated record. Gene Ontology annotation, molecular function: RNA polymerase II cis-regulatory region sequence-specific DNA binding; DNA-binding transcription factor activity, RNA polymerase II-specific. Gene Ontology annotation, biological process: regulation of transcription by RNA polymerase II.